Messenger RNA from Oryza sativa Japonica Group (Japanese rice), 857 nucleotides. RefSeq lists its product as uncharacterized. The record is from RefSeq and is a predicted model, not a curated record. NCBI's taxonomy places the organism in Eukaryota, Viridiplantae, Streptophyta, Magnoliopsida, Poales, Poaceae.
AUGGCGAGCUAGCGCAGAAGGAGACGCAGAAGCGCGCGAGAGAAGAGAAGAGAAGCUAAGCUAGCCAUCAAGGUCUCGAAGAGGAAGCAAGAGCGCGAGGAGGAGAGGAGGAGGAGGCGGCGGCGGCGGCGAUGGGGAUGAGCAUCGCGCAGGCGGUGGCGGCGCUGAUGGGGACGUGCGCGAGGCGGCUGUCGCGGGCGGCGCGGCGGCUGCACCUGCGGCCGCGGGAGGGGAUCGCGGCGUCGUUCUCGUCGCGCGCCAUCGUGCCGUUCCUGGGCGGCGGAGGCGGCGGGAAGAAGGCUAUCUCGUCGUCGAGGAGGAGGAGGAAGGCCGGGGCGGAGCUGAGCUUCCGCGCGGAGGACGGGGUGUGGAGGAAGGAGAUACUGAUGGGGGAGCGGUGCCAGCCGCUGGACUUCUCCGGCGUGAUCUACUACGACGCCGAGGGGCGGCGCCUGGAGCAGCCGCCGCCGCCGCGCUCGCCGCUGCGCAGCCCGCUGCCGUCGUCCAUCAAGCUCGCGGCCAACGCCGGCGGCGGCGGCGGCUACUAGCCGGAGAUCGACACGUACACCCGCUCUCUCGCAGGCUUGCAGCAAAUCUCUGAACUUUUGGAGCCAAAGCUUAGCCAGCCGCCUUCCUCUGCUUUCCUGCGACAUAGUAAUAGGUCUCUGCUUCUGAUGAUCUGUUCUUCUUCUUCUUUUUUUUUUUAUUUUACUUCCUUUGGUGUGCGUAGUGAUUAGUGAUCACUGAUCAGUAUCAGUACCAUGUAAAAGAGUUUAUGGAAGCUUAGCUUGAUGCUCUUCAGAAGUUGGCACCUCUUUUUACGGUCAUCACUCUGAUUCUCUGAAUAUCUUUGAUCA